Molecule: messenger RNA, 658 nt
Organism: Drosophila rhopaloa
Lineage: Eukaryota; Metazoa; Arthropoda; Insecta; Diptera; Drosophilidae
Exons: 2
Coding region: 65-475 (136 amino acids)
Source: RefSeq, a predicted model, not a curated record
ACUUUAAGAUUAAACAUGUUCAACAUUAGUUUUUCGAAACCUCGCAAGCGUAUAGCACGUAAAAAUGAAUUUUGCCAUCCGCCUAAGCAUUAUGCUGGCUGUACUAUUUGGUCUCUGGGGCAACAUCAGUGCCAGUGUGAGUGACGAAGAUAUCCUGAAUCUUCAGUACAUGCUUCGAGUUCUGCCAGGGACUUAUCCGGAUAUGCAACUGCAGAUUGCCAGGCUUAUUGCGCAUUAUAAAUACCGCACGGGCAAUGUAAACUUCGCCGAACUCAAUGGAUAUAUUUUCAGACUGCGAGAAAUGCUCCUAGUUCAUCCAGGAACUGAUGUGUACACCAACUCGCAGAUCACUAAACAAAUUUACAAUAUGUGCAAGGAAGAAGAUACGGACGGGCGGUGCCUUAUCGGUAUAGGCGAUUUGAUAAUUGAAGCAAGGAAUAGAAACUGGAUAGAGAAGUAUAUAAGGGAACAUUGACGUUGCAAGCGUUUGGCGUUGAAAUCAAUAAAAACCCAUUAGAGAUUAGCGGGUUCAACAUUUCAGGGUGAAUAUAUUUUUGUUUUAUUUUAGCUGAAAAGAAAGCACACCCAUAAAACUAUUGCUUACUAAUUUAUAUACAUAUAAGCUACUAUACUUUUCCACAAAGAAAGGUGAAAUACA